UGCUUUUUGUGCAUGAAACAAACAAGGAACAAGAAGACACUAACGAAAUGUUGGGAAAACACCAACCAGCACCAUAGACUAAUCUACGGAAAAAUGCUUGGCAUCACAAAAUUAGGACUUGGCAUAUGUCGUUCUUCAACACAUUUCCCGCCUUUACCCAUCAUUGUCAACAUCCAAAGUAUGACUAGUUCAACUUCAUCCACCCUCAAGAAGGAGCCUCCAGUGAAAGAGCAAUUCUCUCGUCCAGGAUCCAAUCCUAGAUUCUCGGUCGUCACCGCCGAACCUCGAGAUAUGGACAUGUUCUCUCGGAUAUUAUCUCGGUUUCCCUCUGGCCGUUGUUUGACCUUUGCUUACGGCUCGGGCGUAUUCAAACAAACCGGGCACAAGUCCACCAAGGACAACAUGACGGAUUUUAUUAUCACAGUAGACAAUCCUGAAGUCUGGCAUCAGCAGAAUCGGAUCAAAAACCCGAAGGAUUACGCGACCCUACUCAGACUGUUUGGUCCCCAAGUGAUGGCCAGCAUUCAAGAUAAAUGGGGUGCCCGACUGUUCUUUAACACAUUGAUACCGUUUGAAGACGGGUUGAUCAAAUAUGGGGUGAUCUCCAAAGAUGCCAUGCUCAGUGAUCUCUUGGAUUGGGAGAGUCUUUACGCUGCGGGACGACUUCACAAACCUGUGCUAAUCUUGGAGAAGAACGUUAACAGCCAUGAGAUUCACAGUGCUCUGAGAUUGAACUUGCAAAGCGCUCUGCAUACGGCCUUAUUGCUCUUACCCGAAACUUUUACGGAGGAAGAGUUUUACAUCACAUUGGCCGGCCUUUCUUACACUGGAGAUUUCCGGAUGAUAGUAGGCGAGGAUAAGAAUAAGGUGGCCAAUAUUGUCAAACCAAAUAUUCCGAGGUUUCGUGAGCUCUAUUCUAAACGGGUGCAAAGUCUCAGCAAUCAUGUUGAGUUGAAUCCAUCCAGGGGGCGUGGUGAGCAGGAUUCAAGUUCAUCUGGUCGCCAUCACCAUUUAACUCAGUUACCUAAGAACCUCCAAUGGUUUUUGGUCAAGGAAUGGAAUAAAGACGGGCGAUAUCGAGAUGUAGAGGAUGUUCUGAGAGCAGCGGCCGUGGACCGAGAUUCGGAUGAUAUGAUACGGAAAGCUUUAAAGGAUAUCGUGGGCAAAACGAGCAUUUCGCAAGCGCUCAAGGGAAUCUUGACGGCUGGUGUGGGAAAGACGGUCAAAUAUAGUGGAGCCAAACUGAAGAAGAUGGCCAAGUCGAUGAACUGAGAAGCGAGGCUGUGAUUUUGUUACCUUAUGAAUAUUUUUGUGAUUUGAUUGGGGUGGUCCAUUUUGAAUUAUCCGUCUAUCCAUUCCAAUUUUUUGAUGUGAUAAAGGAAUGAUGAAAUUCAA
Messenger RNA from Tigriopus californicus, 1395 nucleotides. Its product is annotated as phosphatidate cytidylyltransferase, mitochondrial-like. Gene Ontology annotation, cellular component: mitochondrion. NCBI's taxonomy places the organism in Eukaryota, Metazoa, Arthropoda, Copepoda, Harpacticoida, Harpacticidae. Bases 13 to 1272 code for a protein of 419 amino acids. Gene Ontology annotation, molecular function: phosphatidate cytidylyltransferase activity. Gene Ontology annotation, biological process: cardiolipin biosynthetic process; CDP-diacylglycerol biosynthetic process. The record is from RefSeq and is a predicted model, not a curated record. The transcript has 4 exons.